CGCCGUCGUCUCGUCGUCGGCUGAGUUGGCUCCCGCCAGUCGAGUCGCGUCCGCCGAAGUGUGAACGUGGUUCCCUCGUGAUCGGCCGAUUAACCCCUCGGAUUUUCCAUACGUAAACGCGACUCUUUCUCGAGGCGAAAAAAAUGGCCUGCAACAGAGCUGCCAAAUCUGGAUUUGCCGCGGAGGCACAAAGAAAGAUCAAUAGUAAAUACAGCGCGGAACUCGCGCAGGAAUGUCUGGAAUGGAUCAAGACGAUCACUGGCGAAAACAUAAACACCAACGGGGACAUGGACAACUUCUACGAGAUCCUGAAAGAUGGCAUCUUACUUUGCAGACUGGUGAAUGAUAUCAAGGAGGGCUCGGUAAAGAAAAUUAACGAGACGUCGCUGGCCUUUAAAUGUAUGGAGAAUAUAAAUGCCUUCCUAGAAGCUGCGAAAUCAUUAGGUGUUCCGCCGCAAGAGACCUUCCAGACCGUAGACCUCUGGGAAAGGCAGAAUCUAAAUUCCGUUGUUAUUUGCUUACAAUCUCUUGGAAGGAAGGCAGGUAACUACGGCAAACCAAGCAUCGGUCCUAAAGAAGCAGAUAAAAAUAUACGCAAUUUCACCGAGGAACAAUUGAGGGCCGGACAAGGCGUGAUAAGUCUACAAUAUGGCAGUAAUAAAGGUGCUAAUCAAAGUGGCAUUAAUUUCGGAAACACAAGACACAUGUAAAACAUCCACCUCCGUAUUUGCGUUGAGAAACAAAACCAUUCUGUUCUCAUCUCUCUUUUGACUUUAUUACCGUAAAAGUACUCCUCUAGAUGUAGCAUACGCAUAAUAGAUGUUAACGAGGUCCAAAAUAAAAAGUAUACUGAAUGAUAUGUAUCCUCAUCACAAGAAUUAAGAUGAGACAUAAGAUUUUUCAAAUAAAAAAAUAAUAC
Messenger RNA from Atta colombica, 919 nucleotides. RefSeq names its product myophilin (gene Chd64). The record is from RefSeq and is a predicted model, not a curated record. Bases 144 to 710 code for a protein of 188 amino acids. The transcript is spliced from 4 exons. Gene Ontology annotation, molecular function: protein binding. Lineage: Eukaryota; Metazoa; Arthropoda; Insecta; Hymenoptera; Formicidae.